Gasterosteus aculeatus aculeatus (three-spined stickleback) is the source of this 3455-nucleotide messenger RNA. The record is from RefSeq and is a predicted model, not a curated record. NCBI's taxonomy places the organism in Eukaryota, Metazoa, Chordata, Actinopteri, Perciformes, Gasterosteidae.
UUAGUCCGACUCCAAAUGCUGCAUUUCCAUCCGUGGGUCGGAGGCAGAGUGUGUGUGCAAGGGUGUGUGUUUUUCUUUUUUCCUUUUUCCCUUUUUUCUUCUUCUUCUUUUUUUUUAUUUGACAGCUGUAUUACUGCUGAUAAGCGAGGACUGUGUGAGCUGAUCAAGUAGUGAGACAAGCGUCCAGAGCAGCAGCGCAGCAGCAGCAUCAGCAUCAGCAGCAGCAGCGCUCCAGUCACCAGGAGCCGAGGCGACACAAGCAGCAGCAGCACCAUCAGCGGAGGCAGCAACAAAACUCUCUCCUCUCCAUCUCCCUUCUUUCUGGAGUUACUCCCCGCUCAGAGGACCAAACAAAACAAACAAAAAAAGCCUAACGAAGUAAGAGGAGAAGUGAUCCGGGAGCUGCCAUCCACACACACACACACAAAGACGCACCCAAAACGCAGACCUGGCUGCCCCCAUGCCUAUCGAAUUUGUUUGCAAAAUCAAAUUUGCAGAAGAGGAUGAGAAGCAGAAAAGCCAGCAGGAUGGGGACCGGGAGAGCCUGAUCGAGGAGAGCUGCGCGCCCCCGGCUAAGGACUUGGCCGUGUUCGCCAAGUCCUGCUCUCUCCAUGGGAUUAACCACAUCUUCGUCUCCGGCCGCCUCGGCAUCCGGCAGACCCUGUGGGCUCUCGCCUUCCUCACUUCCCUGGCGCUGUUCCUCUACCAGGCGGCCAAGUGCGCCAUCUCCUACCUGGAGCACCCGCACGUCACGGCUCUGAACGAGGAGGCGAGCCCGGAGAUGGUUUUCCCCGCCGUGACCAUCUGCAACAUCAACCGCUUUCGCUUCUCCGCGCUCACCGACGCCGACAUCUACCACCUGGCCAACCUGACGGGUCUGCCCCCGAAAAACAAGGACGGCCACAAGCCGACCGACCUGAUGUACCCGGCGCCGGACAUGCAGGACAUCUUCAACAGGACCGGCCACCAGCUGGAGGAGAUGCUGAAGAGCUGCAAUUUCAGUGGGCACAACUGCUCGGUGGAGGACUUCUCCGUGGUUUAUACCAGAUACGGGAAAUGCUACACCUUUAAUGGUAACAAGACAACAUCCAGGAAAAGCAAGCAGGGUGGAAUGGGAAACGGGCUGGAGAUCAUGUUGGAUAUCCAGCAAGAUGAGUAUCUGCCCAUCUGGAGAGAGACAAACGAGACGUCCCUGGAGGCCGGCAUCCGAGUUCAGAUCCACAGUCAGGACGAGCCUCCCUACAUCCACCAGCUGGGCUUCGGCGUCUCCCCGGGAUUCCAGACCUUUGUUUCGUGCCAGGAACAGAGGCUGACCUACCUGCCCCAGCCCUGGGGGAACUGCCGCUCCACCAGCAAAGAGAAGUUCCCGGGAUACGACACAUACAGCAUCAGCGCCUGCCGCUUGCUCUGCGAGACCAACGAGGUCCUGCGCGUGUGCAGCUGCAGGAUGGUGCACAUGCCCGGAACCGCGGCGAUCUGCCCUCCCAGUAAAAUCAACUGUGUUGACAGAGCACUCGCACAGCUCCAGAAGAACAGUGGGGACACGUGUCCGUGCGAGACGCCCUGUAAUCUCACCCGCUACGGGAAAGAGCUCUCCAUGGUCAAGAUCCCCAGCAAGGGCUCCGCUCGCUAUCUCUCCAGGAAGUACGACAAGUCAGAGGACUACAUCAGAGACAACUUCCUGGUCUUGGAUAUCUUCUUUGAAGCGCUCAACUAUGAAACCAUUGAGCAAAAGAAAGCCUACGACGUGGCAGGUUUAUUAGGUGACAUUGGCGGACAGAUGGGCUUAUUCAUUGGAGCCAGCAUCCUGACGGUCUUAGAAAUAGUGGAUUAUAUCUAUGAGCAGAUGAUCAAGCACCGGCUACAACGUCUGCUGAGGCCGAAGAAAGACGACAAGAAGAACAAGAACAAGCAGCCGACCAGCACCGUUGCAACAGUGGGUCUAGAGGAAUUAAAAGCAAAGGAGCCGAACGACACGUCACGGAGUCCCCCGGAGGGGGCGUACGCCAACACCAUCCUCCCCAACCACCACCACCCUGUCCCGCACCCCCACCUCCCCCACCACCACCACCACCAACAACAGCAGCAGCAGCAACAACAACAACAACAACAACAACACCGCCACGCCGGGCGCCACGGGGUAUUUGAGGACUUCGCUUGCUAGAGCCCACCGUCGUUUCCAGGCCUGGUGACACCAAAAGAUUGAAUAAAAACGCCGAUGUUCAGACCAAUAACGGACCCCUUGGCAAUCUCCGUCGCUCCUUUUGCUGCCACCAGUGAAAAAGCUACAGCCAAAGUCAAACGCCAACCGGGUGCUGCUAACGGAGCACUUGUACGUACGUAGGCACAAAUCAGACACCGCUUCUUUCUUUCUGUUUCUUUCCUCCGGAUGGGACGCUCUCUCGACUUUGUGCGUCGGGACCAGUUGUCGACAAGAGGACUGCGUUUCACUUUGGUCGAGUUCCUACUCCAAUGAUUUAUUUAUUCAGCUCGCGUCUCUGAUUUUCUUUUCUUUUCCCCGCCUGUAUCUCUCCAUUUGUCCCUCCUCCUCCGACUGUUCCAUCACGGAAAACUGUACCAUGAAAAGCCAUUAUGUAAUUAUUUAAAGACAUGCUAUUAUAUAUAUAUAUGUUCUAUAUUGUAUACCAGGAGGAGAAUACUUAGAAAAUCUCACUCGCGUUCCAUCCAUCUAAAGGAUGAGGGGAUAUAUUUAGGUUGAACUGUAGACCUUUGCUUUAGAUCUAGCAGCAUCUUUCCACAUGAUACACUUUGUCUGGUUUGUGGUAAAGGUGUUAGAAAGUAGCAUUGUACCUGUACAUAAAGUCCAACUUUAAAAUGAGAAAGUUCUAAAGUUCUGUUUCAAUGGUUGUUGUUUAUAUUGAGUCAAUAUGUAACUUAUGUAAUAUAAAUAUGAGUUAUUUAUACAUUCAGAGAUGACUUUUAUAUGACAAUAUAGCGCUCAUGAUUGUAGCAAAUACUUAAACGUACAAUCUGCAGAUAUGUUAGACUGCCAAACAUCAAUACAUUUGUAAAGAUAACAAACGGACUGUAUGGAUCGUGACUUGUCCAUCUUUUUCCUCCCGUGCGUUCUUGCUUUCCCAAGAAGACACGCAAAUCCUGGAUGACAAGCGAAUGUCUUCAGUAAGGAAAUAGUCCUUCUUACGUUCUUCUUCUUCUUAUUCAAUUCAUUUCUGCCCAGCAUCCACUCUUCACUUUGGUUAGCAUCAUAACUUUGAGCUGACAUAAGCAAUAAGAAACUGAAUUUUAUUUUUUGCCGAGUCAUCUGCUUCAGCUUGUGGGCCCUCUGUAAAAGUGUAGCAGCAAUUUACUAUGUAGACCCGGCAUCAAUACUCGUGUGUGUGUGUUUGUUUGUGCACUUCAACAUUUUGCACACAUGAUUGAACAUAUUGGGCUGAUGCGACUCGGCGGAAAAAAAAUAAACGUUUGAAAAUGGA